Bolinopsis microptera is the source of this 1341-nucleotide messenger RNA. RefSeq names its product 1-aminocyclopropane-1-carboxylate synthase-like protein 1. The coding region runs from base 11 to 1264 and encodes 417 amino acids. The record is from RefSeq and is a predicted model, not a curated record. Lineage: Eukaryota; Metazoa; Ctenophora; Tentaculata; Lobata; Bolinopsidae. Gene Ontology annotation, molecular function: transaminase activity; pyridoxal phosphate binding. The transcript has 5 exons. Gene Ontology annotation, biological process: biosynthetic process; amino acid metabolic process.
UAGAUACGUGAUGAACGAGUUAAGUGUUCGCUGUCAAGAAAACAACAAGGUAAAGCCCACACUUCUGUAUGAAGGCUAUCUGAGAUGCACAGCAGACCCUUACCAUCCCACAGAGAACACAUCCGGUAUUAUCAACAUGGGAACCUCAGAGAACACAAUCUGUGACGACCUGGUAAUCCCCAAACUAGAGUCUCUCACGGAGAUAACUCCACCCGAACUGCGCUACUUUUGUCUGAACGGUAUGUUGCCGCUGAGGGAGGAGGUGGCCAGAUUCCUCACGGAUAAAACCAAGAGUGAUCAGCAGAUAGAUCCUGAGGAGCUGUCUAUAACUAACGGUUGCAGCUCCGCGUUCUGUUCGCUUGCUUACAUGAUUGGGGAACCAGGUGAUUACUAUCUGAUACCGACCCCUUAUUAUGGCAUGACGAAAGUAUACAUGGGUAACUACAUGCAGCUGAAACCCAUAGGAGUGGAGACAGAUUCAAACGACAUGGUCAGUGUUAGAUUGCUUGCGGAGGCCUGGGAGAGAGCAGUUGAAGAGGGAAAGAGAGUGUGUGGUGUGGUGUUGAUUAACCCUAGCAACCCUACUGGAGCUAUUUAUAGUAAAGAACUCCAACUAGAGGUGUUUGAGUUUGCGAAAGAGCGGAAAUUACAUGUAAUUAUAGACGAAAUAUAUUUCCUGAGUACAUUUGAGGAGGACAACUUGCAGAGUUGUCUCUCCUUCAGCAGAGAGUGGCCCGACCCAGCUAGAACACACUUUAUGUGGGGAUUCUCUAAAGACUUCUCCAUGUCAGGAUCCAGGUCCGCUGUAAUCCACUCCAAGAACAAAGGAGUUCACCAAGCGUUCGGCAAAGACAUAGCAUUCUAUCACAACGUGCCGGGGAUGGUACAGAUGAAGCUGUGUAGGAUGCUGAGAGACGUUCAGUGGGUGGAUGAGUACUUGAGGGAGAGCAGAGUUAGACUGAUGAGACAUGCUGACAUUGUCAUGACAACACUGGACCAACUCAACUUGUCCUACGUGAAACCUACAGGUACCCUGUAUCUGUGGAUGGACUUCACACCACUGUUUAGAGAGACUCCUAGCCCAGAGGAGGCAGCAGAGAUAUUCUAUCAGAUGAUAGACAGUGGCAUCUACAUUCCGUCUUCUAAAGGUUUUAAUGGAACAGACCCUGCUUUCUUCAGACUUAUAUACUCCAUUCCUGAAGGAUUCCUCACUGAAGCGAUGGCGAGACUUAGGAACUUUGUUAUAGAAUACACUGCUAGUUAAAAAAUGUUAUUGUAUUGGAUAAAUUUGUGUUUAUAGUUGUUAAGAGACGACUAAAUUAUAUAUAGCUUCAUCAUUUA